This is a messenger RNA of Ramularia collo-cygni, 4485 nucleotides long. RefSeq lists its product as uncharacterized. The record is from RefSeq and is a predicted model, not a curated record. The transcript is spliced from 2 exons. The coding region runs from base 1 to 4485 and encodes 1494 amino acids. Gene Ontology annotation, molecular function: protein heterodimerization activity. NCBI's taxonomy places the organism in Eukaryota, Fungi, Ascomycota, Dothideomycetes, Mycosphaerellales, Mycosphaerellaceae.
AUGUCWCAAAGCCCGAGCACAUCCACUUUCUCCAACGCCUCGACCCUGACGAACCACACUCCUAGCAGUCCGACCAAUGUACACCCACCGCCGGCCUACGUGGCCGCCUUUGGCGCAUCGCAGGUAGUCAGCGAUUCGAAGCGGCACUUUAGCGACGAUGAGGAUGACGACGACACUACUGUGUCCAACAAGGUUGGACAUGGCGACAUGGAGUUCUCGCCGGCGGCACUGGUGCUGCUCAACGCGUUUCUAGACCAGUUGCUGUAUAGCAUACUGUCCGUGGCCAAGUCAACUACCCUCACCGCCCUGCGGCCUGCAGUCGUAGAGGUGCUCAAGGCACGCCUGGCCAGCGAGGCGRUUGCCAGCGCCGAGGAAGAGCUGCAGGAGUUGCUUGCGGGCGGCGAGGAGGAAGAGGAGGAGAUGAAUGACCGUCAGACUAAAUCCGAGGGCCAACGGCGCUGGGAUACGGAGCUGGUAUGGAAGCGCACGCGACUGCGCGUCAUGGUCUACAUUCGCCUGGGCGAGAUGGAGGAUGAUGAUGAGGAGCGCUUCGUGCGCGAAGACGAGCUCUUUGCGGGCAACGACCGGCGCUUUUCGCAGUCAACAGGGCUAGUAUCAUGGGCUGCAGCCAUUUUCUUAACAUCGGUAGUGGAGUUUGUUGCUGAGCAGGUCUUGACCGUCAGCGGCCAGGCAGCCGCGAGCCGAGCGCGUCGUCGAAGCCGAACUCUGCGCGUCUCGCUUGCGGCCCCUCCCGCUGCCGUGCACCUCGAUGGCACCACCGUGGAGGAGGGCGACAUGGAAAAGGUCGCACUGAGCUCCACGCUCGGGCGACUUUGGCGCACGUGGCGCAAAUCCAUCCGGAACACCGCCAAUGCUGGCACCAACACCGCACUAACCUCUCCCACCCUGGACAAACACCUCCUGAGCGAUAUCGACCACGACACCGCCGACUCGCCUUCCUUCUCGCAGGCUCAUAGCCAGGACAAACUGGCCGGCGCAGGUGCAGUUGGCGCGCGGUGGAACAGUUCUGGCACCGCUCCCGACCCAAUGUCCGCGGUAGAGCACCCCCGAUCCAUGUCUGCAAUGAGUGCCAUGAGCAGGGAGAAAACCGAGGGAGAAGUCCCUAGCGAGGUUGGCCAAGAGCUUCCAGAGGUCGAGUAUUCCGAGCACGUUCUCGCUGCCAACAUUCCUAUUGCAGUUCGGGAUGAGCAGCGAGAUGUAGACGAAAUCGAGGUUCCUGGAUUGGCAAGAGAUCCCGACGCUGAGCCGGUCUUGCCAGCACGAACGCAGUCGCAACGAAGACACAGCUUCUCCGGACCGAUAGCUCUCACCAGAACUGCGAGUGUUGCUGUCGACAAUGGCAUUUCUCCGACCACCGCAUCAAACCAGGACCGUGUCUCAGAAGGAGUCGUAUCGGAGGUAGGCGCAUCGGAAGUUGGGCCCGCAAGUGAGGACAAAUCGGUAGUUGCUGCAAAAGAUGUAGACGGAWCGGCAUUAGAAGCACCAGCUCUGGACCAGCAGGUAGUGGAGCCCCUCGGCGAGCGUGUUGUGCCGCGACAGCGCUGUCGCUCUGAACCAUCGAYGUAUCGCGUUGUGGUAGAGGAGCAGGCCGUGGAGAAACUUGUCGAGAAUGAGGCGGACGCACAUACCGAUGGCUACAGGCCCGAGCAGAAGGCUAAUGCCGCGGAGAUGGCAGGUCUCAAGCGCAAGGCGUCGCCUGGAAAAGCUGUUGUGGACAAACUUCCGAAGAGUGCGGCAUUGGAGGCGGUGACUACGAAAGAGGACGACUUCUUUUCGCCGGAGAGCGAAAUGUCUAGUAAUGGGAAUGCGUCGCCAGCGGGCGCGUCUGCCACUGCCCACGAAGAAAACCUGAAGGAACUUGUAGGGGGCCCGGUCGUAGUAGCUUCCGCAGCGACGGCUGCCACAGCGGCAUUAGCCUCGGAGCCUCAAGGAGCUGAUGGUGAGACGCUCUCUCGCGCAGAGGUCGGCCUCAACGUAGUGGAGAAGGGAGGCCCUUCUCAGGAUAUUGAUGGCCAGAAUGCGCUGCCUCUUGAAGAGCGCCCCUCUCCCGCGAGCUUUCGGGAGGAACCUCAGAUUAUGGAGUCGAAGCAGGUCUCGAUGAGUCCUCUUUCGGCGCCACAAAAGUUGGUCAGGACGCAUAACUCGACACUCAGUAAAGACAGCUUUUCUCUCGAUGAUGGCAGCGGAGACCCGAUGCCGAUGCGGCCGCUGGCAACACCGCGUCGCAUUUCCUUGGACUUGGGCCAGAAUGAGCCGGAUAACAAUGAUGUUGACAUCGGAGUUGCGAGGACUUCCGAUACAGCCGUGUCGACACCGCGCGCCGAGCAUCCACCAGAGCUCCAAGCAAGGGAUAGUCUAUCGAGCAUGGCCGGUUCUCGACGUUCUGUUGGACGUCUCAUCCUCGGAAAUUCCUCUCCGGACGCUCCUUCACCUGUCUGGAGAGAGAGCCCUUCGAUCGAGCGGCAAGCAAGUGGAACCACUCCAGAGGACUUCCUACACAAGCGCGCUUUAUCUGUGCAGCAGACUGAGAAGACCAAGGCGCGUUCUCCCAACGAGAAGACCCGCGUGUCUAUGCUCGCAUCGAACCGAGCAAGCGUACCCAGCGCUUUGGUCAUCGACAAGGGCGAAAAGGUUCAGCCUGAGAAGGUACCAUCCCCGUGGCGCCAGUCCUUCUCGGCAGUAGUAGAGAAGAAUACUGGCUGGGCGUCACCCAAGAAGAAAGCGUCUUUCACCGCAGCCGAUGAGCCAGAAGUGCCCGUUCAAGAGCACCCCGUCGUCCAGAAGAUCGCCACAAUGAAGAGAAUGGACACCAAGGUCCAAGAAGACGAAAAUGCACCGUUGACAAGUGCGAACAUCAAAGGGCCCGCAGACUUCGAAAUGUUUGUGCAAGGCGGUGAUACAGUAAAGUAUACCCUUACUCCUGAGAACGUAAGGGAUGAUCCGACAUUCUCAAAGCCUGCGCGGGUACUAGAGCGAACGGUAUCGCCUGCGAGGAAGGAAUCACCACCAUUGGAUGACACUCGCAUGGGGCGCAGCCAGGCCGCCAAGCAAACGACAUCGAGUCGAAUCGUUAUCGAGCCCGAUGCCGAUGUCGACGAUGCAAUGACAUCUCGGUCGAGCAGGGAGACCAAACGUCGGUCGGUCAGCCGGCCUGUGGCUCGUAACGUUAGUGUCCACAGACGAAGCGGUCUCAUGGCACGUGAGCCUCAGGUUGUAACGGAGUCAACCAGAGACUUUGCAGACUUCAUUCGCUCCACUGGACCUGCGAAGGACCCAGAAAUUCUGCCGAUCGUCACGAAUCGCUCGAGCGCGUCCAUACAUUCUGCCCGCUCUCAAUCUCGCCCAGCGUCUGCUGGUGGUACCUCUGUUCGAAGCAUGAACAGAUCAAUCAAGCAGAGCGAAAGCGUACCUCCAGUUCCAGCGGUACCGUCUGGAAAAUCGCGAAACAACAUGCAGCCGCGAAAUGCCACGUCGGCAGCUGAUGGCUCCUCUGAAUUGAUCGACUUCAUUCGCAGCGGGCCAAAUCUGGCAGACCCCCAAGAACACCGUAUUUCGAGGACCGUCGCACCUUUCAGAUCGACCAUGGACUCUGAUCAACUCGUCAAUUGGGGCGAGAGGCUAGCCACCGCAGAGCUCAAGUCAAGCGCUGAUGCGAGCCCCAGCGCGCGCAGCGCUUCUCGUUCCUCGUUCAAAUCAUCCUUCCGAACUYCUGCCAAUUCAAAGUCUGCUCUGCUAAAUGGCUCCAGCAAUCUCAACGAGCCCUACCACCCAGCACAUGGUAGUCAGCCACCGACACUCACUUUACCAAGAGGCGUACUACCAGAUGCCAACGAGCCAGUCCGCAAGCGAGUGCGUAGCAAAGAUCCCUACGCUAUAGACAUGUUUGACGACGAUGAUGAUGACGACGACGACGACGACGACGUUCUGCUCACCGCACUACCAAAGGGUCAAACGCAGCAGGAAAGCUUGAUGGAAUUUCUUCGAAAUUCUGGACCAACUAAUCCCAACGAGUCGGCAAUUCCAGGGACCUCAGCGUCCGCAGGCUCACGUGGCCAAGCACCGGCCUUUCCCCCCAGGCGUAGCAGUCAAGGUCUGAAGACAUUCGGGGCAGACGCAGUAAGCAUGGGUCGCAGGGGAUCUGGGCCCAACAGAGACUCAUCACAGUCACGCAUGCAGAGCGCUCCUCGCAAUGGCACGACGUCCAUCGCGGUGGGCCCACUGACCAAACCACGCUCACAACUCGAGGCACGCGGGGACUCUCAAAGCGCGAAUGGCACCCUUGAUCUGUCGGACUACCUUCGAAGUAGUGGACCUGAUGCCAAUGCAGCGUCCGCUCGACAGAGCAGCAAAAUCCCGCCCGCCAAGCCCGAGAAGAAGAAAUCGGGACGCUUGAGCUUUUUUGCGUUCUUUUCGAGGAGUGGAAAGAGUGAACGUCCGCCAAAUAAGCAAUAUUUGGACAUGUGA